Messenger RNA from Ictalurus punctatus (channel catfish), 2861 nucleotides. RefSeq names its product activin A receptor like type 1 (gene acvrl1). Lineage: Eukaryota; Metazoa; Chordata; Actinopteri; Siluriformes; Ictaluridae. Gene Ontology annotation, molecular function: SMAD binding; transforming growth factor beta receptor activity, type I; ATP binding. Gene Ontology annotation, biological process: angiogenesis; BMP signaling pathway; transforming growth factor beta receptor signaling pathway. Bases 539 to 2005 code for a protein of 488 amino acids. The record is from RefSeq and is a predicted model, not a curated record. The transcript is spliced from 11 exons. Gene Ontology annotation, cellular component: plasma membrane; BMP receptor complex.
CCGGGCUACACAAUAAGGGGUGGGGAACUGCACUGGAUAUUUAACAAAUCAGUGAUCUUAACUCCAACAUCAGCUCCGUUCUUGCUUAUCGAGAGAGAAUCCGAGGAAGGAGAUUGUUUAUGGCGGAACGGAAGACUGAGAGACUGAAAGUCCUGCUGCUCGACCUCCACUUUCCUGCUUCCAUUUUAUCAGCUGGAAGAUUGAGCUGAAGAUAUCGCGCCUUGUCCUCUCUUGUCCUUCUCCCAGUCCCCAUAGCUUCUUUUCUUACAAUACCUUCUCUUUUCUCCCCACUGAAGUAAGUCUAAGAGCUAAGAGUAAGGAACUGAGACUAGUUUACUUCAACUUUGUGUUGUACUUGAAAAGUUUUGCCGUCUUUGUCACCGACGCUGAGCAGGAGCAGGACUGAUGUGGUGAACGCCGUGCUGCACAUCUGGCGCAGGAGCAGCUCUACGAGUCGUUUCUAUCCUGCUUGAAAGAAAGAAUGAUGGAGUGUUGAUCUGUCAGAGGAAGAGGAAUAUCGAGGAGCAAAAGCUGAGAGAUGGAGGCUGCUGCAGGAUUCCUGCUACCGCUCACUUUGAUGGCUUUAAGAGUGAAUACAGUUCACACAGCCCACAGCACAGACAGAAAGGUGACCUGCGUAUGUGAAAAUGGAUGUACAGACACUUGUACAGGGCAUGUCUGCUUCUUCACCUGGAACGAUGGGCAGGUUGUGAGGGGCUGCUUUGAGAAGGAGCAGCGGGAGCAGUGCAUAGUCUCUGGGAUCCCCAACGUGUUCGCCGAGUGUUGCUAUACUGACUACUGCAACACCAACAUAACAUUACCCCCGAAAUCAGAAGAGCCAGGUGACUCUGGCAGUGUGAUUGUGCUGGUGGCCGUGCCUCUGCUGGUGCUGCUUUUGUUGUCCAUAGCAGUGUGUGUCAUUGUGUUGUGGCUACGCUCCAGACGACUGCGGGAAAGUGACCCCCCCAUGCUCAAAGUGCCCAGUGGAGGAGACCCAACCUACGGGGAUAUCUUUGAUGAGUUUUGCACAUCAGGUAGUGGGACCGGCCUGCCGUACCUGGUGCAGAGGACCAUGGCUCGGCAGAUCUCCUUAGUGGAGUGUGUUGGUAAGGGGCGUUAUGGAGAGGUGUGGAGGGGCACGUGGAUGGGGGAGAGCGUGGCUGUGAAAAUCUUCUCAUCUCGAGAUGAACAGUCCUGGUUCAGAGAGACUGAAAUCUACAACACUGUCCAGUUAAGACAUGAAAACAUCUUAGGAUUCAUUGCCUCAGACAUGACGUCGAAGAACUCUAGCACGCAGCUCUGGCUGGUGACUCAUUUCCACGAGCUGGGCUCUCUCUAUGACUUCCUGCAGUACAACACCUUGGAUCCUGAGGCGUGUUUGUGCAUGUGCCUGUCAAUAGCCAGCGGCCUGGUACACCUUCACACAGAAAUCCUCACCACUCAGGGCAAGCCGGCCAUCGCCCACCGUGACCUCAAAAGCCGCAACAUCCUGGUGAAGAGGAACGGCCAGUGCUGCAUCGCUGACCUGGGUCUGGCUGUCAUUCAUUCUCAGUCCAACGAUUACCUGGACGUAGGGAACAACCCAAGGGUGGGCACCAAACGCUACAUGGCCCCUGAGGUCCUAGAUGAGAGUAUCCGUGUGGACAUCUUUGAAUCAUACAAGCAGACUGAUAUCUGGGCUUUGGGACUGGUUUUGUGGGAGAUCACCCGCCGAACCAUCGUAAAUGGAAUUGUCGAGGAGUAUCGCCUGCCUUUUUUUGACGUGGUGCCCUCCGACCCCAGUUUUGAAGAGAUGAAGAAAGUGGUGUGUGUGGACCAGUACAGGCCUUGCCUUCACAACCGACUGCACUCCCAUCCGAUUCUGUCUGCUAUAGCUAAAAUCAUGAAGGAGUGCUGGUUCCAGAGUCCCUCAGCUCGUCUCACUGCCCUGCGUGUGCGUAAGACCCUGGCAAAGCUGGACCAAGACCAAGACUGCAGCAUAGACAAACUCAAACUGGAUGUCUAGAGUUCUGCUCCUGUUUAAUGGACCCAAGUUGUAGAACAGGUGCCAGAACCCCUCUUAACCUCGUGUGCCUUUUAAGAGCAGUUGAUUCCGGGCGCUUCAGACAAGGAGGCCACAAAGCUGAUGGAUUGACUGAACUCAGAGCUGUGCUUCUCCUCUUGACUGCAAUAUCACUGUUGAAGGAUUUACUGCAUUUUUUCAACACAGUGACUCAGUUGUAAGCGAAAGCUAAGCCAUGGCUGAAAGUACUCCUUAGGGUCGAGAGAUUUGCACAUGUUUUUCUGUCAGUGUUUUUUAUGAAUGUGUUUGUCAGGAUAUGAGCCAUACUGGACUUCCCAGCGGAGGAGUUUCCUGAAAUUCCUUCAUGUCUCCUCUUGAGUUCUGAAUGCCUUAAAUGAGGACGCCAUGUACUUUGUCCCACCAUGUACAUUUUAUCCAUUCCGUAGUUAUGACAAAAAAAUAUUUGGAGUGACCAUAUAUAAAAUAUAUAUUCAUGAAUGCAUACUGAUAUAAUAACACACAUGCAAUAUUCAUUCAAAUGUAGAACUUAUAUCUUAUUGCUAAAUAACUAUGUUUCACACUAGAGAUAUUUUAUGUGGUAUAUCCAGAGCUGACCCUUUGCAACCAUUAACAACAUGCAAUGUAUACACAUCCUGCAUUCUUCAGGGCAUUCUGGUGCCCCUUAGUGACUGCUUAUACCACUUAUAGCUACAAAUGGCCAUGGGUAUAUCUUUUUAUAAUAUGUUUUAUAUUUGUAAAAGACUUAUUUAGUACUGUUUUUUGCACAAAGGAACUAUAUUUCUCACCCAAAAUACUGGUAUUUAACAAAAAAUAAAAUUUUUAUAUUUAGGUUAUUCAA